UGGGGUCACACAACCCGUGACCUCUGUAUGCAAAUUACCUACCCGGAAGUAAAGAGAGGCGAAGGUGUCCAAAACAGAUCAUGACAUGAAAAGAAGAAAAGACCACGUACCUGUCCACAGGGCGUGUUGAGACGGACACGCGGCGUUAAAAGCCAUACCUGUACAAAACUCUAGAUCUGCGAUAUGUCAUCUGGGGACUCUUACAUUCAUUUACCACAGCAGGUACCUAACACAGACCAGGGAACCAUGGCAGAAAACUUUAAACCCAAAAAAAUCCACAUCGGCACAGACUUGAUCAAGGCAGCCAAGUAUCAACUGGGGUUCCUGAAAGAGGUUGACCAACACCCGAUGCUGUACGAGGGUCUCCAUGUCGAGAACGCCAUCAGGAGGUACGAGCAGCUGUGGCUGCCGCUGGUGGCUAGGGUCGGCACCAGGGGGAUGUCCCCGCCUCUGGAUGUCCACUGGGUGUGGCAUGUGCACAUGCUGGCGCCUCUGCACUAUGAGGCAGACUGCAACAGCAUUAUCGGCAAGCUGAUAGACCACCACAUUCCAGAAAACAAGUCUUCGUUCCAGAAAGGGCUACAGGCAGCGCAGGCGCAGUGGGACAGGGAGUAUCCGUCUGAGCCGUUCCACGUCAGUUACAUGAUAUUACAAAAACACAUGUUGAAAAAUCAAAAUGUGGACUUGACCAAUCCUCCGCCCAGUAAAGCCGUGCCCACCGCUCCAGACUCCCGGAUUUCUUACGACCUCCGCUCAGCCAUCUCCCGUCAGAGGGUGUUCUACUACCAGGUGUCGCUUCCACAUUUCAGGGAUGACGGCUUUCUCGAAGAAGCGGUGUUGAGGUACAAGAUGCUGUUGUUUUUGAAGAAGACGCACCCCCAAAAGUUCCUCGUUCCCUGCUACGACAUGGAUCUCAUCUGGCAUGCUCACCAGAUCAACCCAGUCAUAUACAAGUCUGACACUGAGACUCUCCUCGGAAAGACAUUCAACCACGAUGACUCCGUGAACGACCGCAGCCCCGGGUCCAAGCUUAACUCGUCAGAUGAGCAAACUCGAGCCCUGUGGAAAACGGCAUUUGGUAGAGAGUUCCCCGUGAGUGGCGCCAUGUUCCGGGGCCCUCCCCCCGGCCGGGAUGUCCACAAGAUGUCCCGCGAGCUGGUGUUCGCCAUCACCGUCAAACGGUGCAGCGUCGUCGUUGAAAAAGCCGAAGUGCACAACGUACCCCCGGACGUGACGAAACCUCUGUGCCUGAAGAUCAAGAGCAAGAAAGAUAGUAGUGUAAGCUUGAAGCAGAUCCCCUCAGGUGGCCGCCUCACCUGGACGUCCGAGUCACCCAGCGGGCUGAAGACGUUUGACUGGGGGAAGUCUACCCACCUCUGUACCAGGCUGAACAACGCUACAACAUUCCAGUGCUUGGCUGGGGAGCCGCUGACUAGACACGACUUUGACCUGCGCGCAACUGUCCAUGGGGUUCCCGAAUCGGGCACCCGAAUGGACAUGAGGAGCGAGCGAACGGACAUGCCGAUCUCCCUGUCGCUCGGGAUCGUACCGAAGGAGUGGGGAGAGGUUCGCCUGACCACGAACUUCGGCACCUGGGCCCGGUCUCCGCUCUCCCCGGAAUACCUGUCCACUCUCCCGCCCAUGGUGCUGGGGCCGGACGGAGCUGCCUACACGUUUGAAAUCGCUACUCACGAAAUUUUAGACGUGAUGGGUCGCCUGGCCUUCAGGUGCAGAGUGGUGCACUCCGUGGAGCUGAAAACCGCCGUGGUGCAGGUCAUGUACCCCGGGCCUGACAGAUGGGAGCUCACUGCAGAGGCGUUCCUCAUCCGUAACGAUACUGUACCAACUCCAGGACAGCUGCGUGCCCCGGCCGCCGUGCCCACCAUGGAGCCUACCGACUGCGCCAUGCUGGUCCGGAACGGCCACGACUGGGGCGUGGUCAUCGGCAGGUGGGAGAACUUCCGGCGGGGCGUGCCGGGCACACCUGGCGUCAAGGGCGUCAGCGGAACACAGGACACCGCGGCCGUCAAGGGGGUCAAGGGCACCCCGGGGGUGAGGGGCAGGCCUGGUAACCUGGCCAUCAGAUUCUACAACUUACAGACCGGUGAGGUAGAGAAAGCCGAGGCCACCCCGGGAAACAACUUCACCAUCCGGCUGAGGAACCUGACGGUGGACCUGAGGACGGGCGAGGUGACGAUCCCGCCCCAAGUGACUGACGUGGCGGAGGGCGUGGCCACGGCCUUCUCCAUCGCGGUCAUGUGGGUGCUGUUACAGCCGAGACCGCAAGGAGGCGCUGCAGCUGCCGCACCUGCCAUACGGGGGUCUCAGCCAGUCAAGUCUAUGGAUAUGACGUCACUGUUGAUGGUGGUCGGUGCAGGGUACUUCCUGAAUGCAGUCGCCCAUCCGUCCACGGGUAGUGGGGAUGUGAGCGGGUGUGGGGGGUGUGGGGGAUGCGGGGGAUGUGGAGGUUGUGGAGGUUGCGGGGGGUGUGGGGGCUGUGGUGGGGGCUGUGGCGGCUGUGGGGGUUGCGGUGGCUAA
This is a messenger RNA of Branchiostoma floridae (Florida lancelet), 2538 nucleotides long. RefSeq lists its product as uncharacterized. The record is from RefSeq and is a predicted model, not a curated record. Bases 184 to 2538 code for a protein of 784 amino acids. Lineage: Eukaryota; Metazoa; Chordata; Leptocardii; Amphioxiformes; Branchiostomatidae. The transcript is spliced from 15 exons.